GAUCCAUGGUAUCCUAGGGUUCUAACCCACUGUGCACCCACUGCCAGCACACCAUAUUCUCUCCACGGACAGACCAACUGCUGGCUACAUCCAGACAUCAACUACAUAGCCUUCCCCGUCAAGACAGGAGAGGUGUUCAUAUCCACCACCAGAGCUGCCCUCAACAUGGCCUACCAGGACUUCACCUCCGAGUAUGGCAAAACUCAAGUCCUGCUGCGCCUGAAGGGAGAGGAGCUUAUGGGUGUGGCUUUGAAAGCACCUCUGACAUCAUAUGAUGUCAUCUAUACUCUUCCAAUGCUCACCAUCAAGGAGGACAAAGGCACUGGAGUGGUGACCUCUGUACCCUCUGAUGCUCCUGAUGACUACGCUGCUCUUAGAGAUGUCCAAAAGAAGAAGGCUCUUCGUGACAAGUUUGGCAUAACUGAUGAAAUGGUUCUGCCCUACAAACCAGUCCCCAUUAUUGAUAUUCCAGGAAUCGGUAAUCUCUCUGCUGUCACUGCCUGUGACCAGUUCAAGGUGUCAUCACAGAAUGACAAAUCUCAACUUGAGAAGGCAAAGGAGAUGACCUACCUCAAGGGAUUCUAUGAGGGGGUUCUGCUAGUGGGGCCUCACUCGGGGAAGAAGGUGCAGGAGGCCAAGAAGCUGAUCCAGGGAGACAUGGUGGCCAGCGGAGAGGCUGUCCUCUACCAGGAACCUGAGGAGUGUCACCACUCGCUCAGGAGACCAGUGUGUCGUGGCCCUCACCAACCAGUGGUGGGGUUGGUCCCUCUUCGUCACGUGCACUUACAUGCUAUCCGCUGCCAGCAUUUGCACACUUUACAUCACUCAUGUACAUCGAACGGUUUUCUCUGAAAAUGCUCCGUUGCAAAGCUAGAGCGCUUCCACCGUAUGAGGUCU
Molecule: messenger RNA, 897 nt
Organism: Geodia barretti
Lineage: Eukaryota; Metazoa; Porifera; Demospongiae; Tetractinellida; Geodiidae
Source: the annotation of a GenBank genome assembly